UGGUGCGCGGCGUUGAAACGGAGCAGACGUCACGGCAACGCGGUCGCGGUUAGCGGAGUUGAGAUCGCGCUCCCACGACACCUUCUCUCCGUCCGUUCGUCCGCCCGCCCGCCCGUUCGUCUGCUUGCUCGCUUGCUCGCUCGCUCGCUCGCUCUCUCGUCGCAGGCAUAGACAGAGACGAGUUGCGCGGGUGCGACUCCGCGAAGCUCAACGAGCGCGCCGUACCUCGGGCUCCGGUCGCGCUCGGAAUUUCGUUCCACCGAUGAGCGAGCGGCCGAGGCGCGAACGCGCUUCCACCGAGGGUGCCGCGCGGCCGUCGCGGCGAGACAGGCCGCGGCCCAGGCUUUAAAUUCAAAGACGGAGCGGAUAGAGGAAUGACGCUGGAGAAUCCGUUCUUUGUCGUCAAAGACGAGGUGUGCAAGGCGUUGAACAAGAAUCGCGGCUUGUACGGACGUUGGAGCGAGCUGCAGAAUGUCGCGAUCACAUCGCCGACCGGUGGUGUCCCGUUGAGCGGCUCGGCCACUGCGAUCUCACGUACGGAUGAGCUCGAUUGGACCACCACUGAGCUGCGAAAAGCACUUCGCUCCAUCGAGUGGGAUCUCGACGAUCUUGAAGACACUAUCUGUAUCGUUGAGAAAAACCCAACAAAAUUCAAGAUCGACAACAAAGAAUUGACCGUUCAACGGAGCUUCAUUGAACAGGCACGAGAAGAAGUUAAGAUCAUGAAGGACAAACUGAACUUAAGCAGAAGCCGAGAUCGCGACAGCACGGCCAGACAGCCUCUUUUGGAUAACAGUCCAGCAAGAGUGCCGGCCAAUCAUGGCACUACUAAAUACAGCAAAUUAGAAAAUGAAAUAGACAGUCCAAACAGACAGUUUCUUAGUGAUACAAUGCAGCAGCAAAAUGCUAUGAUAAGACAACAGGAUGAACAAUUAGAUAUGAUUGGAGAAACGGUUGGUACAUUAAAAACAGUAUCCAGACAAAUCAACAGUGAACUGGAUGAACAAGCUGUGAUGUUGGAUGAAUUUGGGAAUGAGUUAGAGACGACAGACUCCAAGUUGGAUGCUACCAUGAAAAAGAUGGCCAAGGUGCUGCACAUGAGUAAUGGUAACUAUAACAAUUACAUUCCCGCUCCUACUACCCCAGUGACAUCCAGUGUCACUGAUCUUGUCUCCGACAACAAACCCUCUUCUCUUUCCUCUUUGUCCACCACAAUUGCCAAUUGUUUUUUGUGUUCCAGUGAUUAAUUGUUGUAUUAAUUGUCCUGCGCCUUUAAAUAAUUCAAAUGUACCAGUAAAAAAUAUUGUAACUAUAUCAUAGAAUAUAUUUUCAUAUAAUUUCGAUGAUUUGAUUUGAAAAUAUAAAAUAAGUAUGUAAAAAUAUACAUACACACAUACAUAUAAAUAAUGCUUCUGAAAAAUCACAGUAUUUUUUAAUGGUGCCAUUGAAUAAUUCUUUAAUAAUUCAACUGUUCCUUAAAACAUUGUUUAGCUGCAGAGAAUGAUUAUUUAAAAUUUGAAAAGUACAUUUAAUUUCUAUAAAAAUUUAUAGCGCAAAGUUGUGUUUUAUGUAACAAGUACAAUUUAGAAAUGUUUAGAAAUUUAAAAGUCUUACAACAAUCUCUCAUUACAUUAGAAAAAUAUCAUUCUAAAUUUAAAAAAGCUAUUGUUGAAAAAAGAGAGGUGUACAUGGAGAUAGCCUAUAUAUAAUGUAUGUAAUAUAUUAUUGCAAAAUUAA
Molecule: messenger RNA, 1737 nt
Organism: Pogonomyrmex barbatus (red harvester ant)
Lineage: Eukaryota; Metazoa; Arthropoda; Insecta; Hymenoptera; Formicidae
Product: syntaxin-6
Biological process (GO): Golgi vesicle transport
Cellular component (GO): membrane
Source: RefSeq, a predicted model, not a curated record